This is a messenger RNA of Cucumis sativus (cucumber), 993 nucleotides long. Its product is annotated as glutathione S-transferase zeta class. The transcript is spliced from 10 exons. Lineage: Eukaryota; Viridiplantae; Streptophyta; Magnoliopsida; Cucurbitales; Cucurbitaceae. Gene Ontology annotation, molecular function: glutathione transferase activity; maleylacetoacetate isomerase activity. Bases 167 to 835 code for a protein of 222 amino acids. Gene Ontology annotation, biological process: glutathione metabolic process; L-phenylalanine catabolic process. The record is from RefSeq and is a predicted model, not a curated record. Gene Ontology annotation, cellular component: cytoplasm.
UGGAUCCGAUCCACUCUAUUCCUUACUCUAUGCCAUCAUCAUUACUAUAUUAUAUAUUACAUGGCCUUGGAAUUGGAAUUGAAUCCGUUCAAAUUAAUACGAUCGUUCUCAUUCUGAAUCAUCACCUCAUUUCUGAUUCUCUGGAUUCUCCGCUCAUCGGAUCACCAUGACCUCGCCGGUUGCAGCUUCUUCCUUGAAGCUUUACUCUUACUGGAGGAGCUCUUGUUCUCACCGUGUUCGAAUUGCCCUAAACCUCAAACGUCUAAAUUACGAGUACAAGGCUGUUAAUCUACUCAAGGGAGAGCAAUUCUCACCCGAGUAUGAGAAGCUUAAUCCUAUUGGUUAUGUACCCACUCUUGUGGAUGGUGAUGUUGUUAUUGCUGACUCUUUUGCUAUAAUCAUGUAUUUGGAGGAGAAGUACCCUCAGAAUCCUCUGUUGCCUUGUGAUCUUGGUAAAAGAGCUAUCAACUACCAGGCUGCAAACAUUGUUUCUUCUAGCAUACAGCCUCUUCAAAAUAUAGCUGUUCUGAAGUACAUUGAGGAAAAAUCUGGUCCAGCAGAAAAACUUCGUUGGGUUCAACAUAAUAUUGAAAAAGGUUUUACAGCACUUGAAAAGCUGCUAAAACCUCAUGCUGGGAAAUAUGCUACUGGAGAUGAAAUCUAUAUGGCGGACUUGUUCUUGGCUCCUCAAAUUCAUGGCGCCAUCAAUAGAUUCAAUAUUGACAUGUCCAAAUUUUCUCUAUUAAACAGGUUGAAUGAGGAAUACAAUGGUACAGCAGCAUUUCAAGAUGCAGCCCCAGCGGAGCAGCCUGAUGCUACUCCAACCUCUACUUAGUCCAUUUCACUACUAUUUCCUUCUCAAUUUCUUAUGGAUCAUCUUCCACUCUUAUUUGUGUUUUCCGAUCAUGCACGAACUAUUGAUUACUAGUUGUACUUGGUUUUCGUUUAGUCUUGAAAAUAAGUCAUCUUAGAAAAAGUUGAAGUAUUUGACAA